AUGUCGGAUGUAGGCCCUCCAAACGAGCAUGUCAGUUACCCGGGAGACCAGUCGUGGCAUGUGCCGUUCCCAUCUACACCUCCGACUCCCAAUCACGAUUCCACUUCAUUUGGAAAUUGGUGGGAGAGCAAAUGUGAUAUUCAUGGCCAAGUUAUGGGAAACUUGGCCAACAAGUUGAACAAAGCAUAUGCUGGAGAAGUGAAGCAAACACUAAAAGCAAUAAGUCGGAGCAAUGAGUUAGAGUCCCUCAAGUUAAAAUUGGAAGACACAAAGAAAUAUGCUGUCGAAAAAUUCACAAAAACUGAAGAAUAUAACCAUGACAUGGUUCAAUGUUUCUACAACAGCUUUGAAAUGUUCCGAGAUUAUGCUUCGGUCAUCUCACCAGACUACAAUUGGAGUGAAAUUGAUGUAGCUGGUGUCUGGGAGGUGCUAAAUAUGGGUGGAGAGGGAAUGGCUCAUCAUAGCCUCGUGCAUGCAGCGAGGAGGAAGGCCAAAGACAUUGAUCUUUUGAUAGAACUCUAG
Prunus armeniaca (apricot) is the source of this 522-nucleotide messenger RNA. NCBI's taxonomy places the organism in Eukaryota, Viridiplantae, Streptophyta, Magnoliopsida, Rosales, Rosaceae. The record is from the annotation of a GenBank genome assembly.